UGGAGACGUGGUGCUCAACACUCAGCAAUUGAAGGAAACAAAAAAGGAAUUCGAUCCCAAGUCGGGAUGUGGUGGACUCUUCAUGGGCCGAACCGUGUUUUCGGAAGAGUAUUUUGGAAAACUACUCCGAAAACACGAGGAUUCCGUUUCCUCCGUAUAAAGCCCUCCCCAGGUACCCUUCUGCCCUCUCAAGAAUCGUUCACCAUCCAUACGCUCUCUCUCAUAACGCUGCUUUCGUGGGUAUGUCUGAAUAUUCAUAUUCCUAUAUGCCGCGACCCAUGGCAGCGCUCUUCGAAGAGCCCAAGCCACCCGCACCCAAGGCCCUGAGUGCAGGGAGUGGAGAAGCUGUUAGCCCUAUCACCAAAUCGUCUAUUCCCCUUCAUUUCAAUCUCAAGAAAUCAUUCCCCGCCAUCACAACUACCAUUUCCCUUCUCCAGAAAGUCCCGGAGACCAAAGACCUCGAUGCCCUACGCGCUCUCGUCCCCGUGUUCGUCAAUUGUUUGAACUCCAUCCUCGAUUCGAUGGACAAACUCCCGAAGGAAGUUUGUACGGGUUACAACUACCUUCACGCUAAGAGCACGGUCGCAUUCUUUCGGGCGAUGCUGGAGGGACACAUCAAGGAGGUGACUGAUGCUAACGUUCAGUCAGACUCAAAACGCACAGAAAUCAUCGACAAAACUAUGCAGUUUUUGGACGGGUGCAUGUCUGCCACCAAGGAUUUCUUUCAAGUUGCCGCUCAGGAACUGAUCCAACUCAAGCCGCUGCCACGGCCACCCUCUGGAGCUGAACUUGAAGAUUUGGAAGAAAGUACUGAGGAGGCAUCCGACUCCCCUGUAUCAUCUUGUGCUGAAGACAAACCUUCCGUUCCCGAACAACAAACGCAAUCGGAGAAACCGCCUCCAGAGCGUAUUGCUGCCGACGAGCAACCACAGAAGGCACAAAAGCCGAAGUUCUCUCUGUUGAGGCCACUUUCGAUUCGCAGGAAGAAGAAAAAUGUACCUCCUGAGGGCUCUUCUGGAUCCAGCACCCUCGUCGACAGCGAUCCCAUUCAAUUGAAAGGCGAUUAUAUUCACGUCUCUACUACCAUCCGUAGCUCCAUCGUCCAGUUCCCUGACUUUAUUAAGGAGCCGAUCCCCAACACUCUUCCUCACGUAGAAGAUGCCACGGAGAUAUGGAAGGAUCGCAACGGGCUCGUGGAACUUGCGACUCUCAGGGCUCUUGUGCGCUACAUGACUUCCACAGCAUCGCGUGGCGACGUAGAGAUUACCGACAUAUUCUUCCUAUGCUUCCGUUUUUUCUCGACCCCUACCGAAGUAUUCAGUGCUUUCAUCGAGAGAUAUGAUGAAAAGCCCCCAAAGGGCCUUCCUCCUGCGGAAGCAUCCACCGUUUCUCUGUACGCGAAAAUGCGGAUCGCGAAGCUCCUCUUCCUCUGGGUUGAGUUACACUGGCGUCCAGAAGAAGAUGGCGAUGUUUUCAAUCCCCUCAUGCAGUUUGCGUUUACCCGUUUAUCCAAGGACUUACUCAAGGAAGCAUCUUCGAAGCUCGUCACUGCCUUACACGACCGUGCUUGCGCUGGCGAAAAGGGUCGCGGUAUGCGCGUGGAGCGCACGGUUGCACAUGCGGAAUCUAAGAUUCGGUCCGAGUCGCUUGUCUGUAAAUGGGAGCCGAAAGACAAGAAGGCAAUGGUCCGGGGCGAUUUCGCCAAAGUUAACCUGCUCAGUUUCAAUGUUCCUGGUGGCCAUUCGCUGCUUGCUCUUCAGCUCACCCUUUUCUUGUGGGAGAAAUACCGUGUCUUCGAGCCCGAAGAUGCUGUCCGUUACUUGAUGGUUCGCAAAGGAGAUAGCACCGAACCAACCACCGAGGUCGCGCGCCAAGUGGCUAAUUUCAUGUCAUAUGAAAAGAGGCUACACCGAUGGGUCAUGGAUUCCCUGGCUUCCGCUCAGACUACAGAAGCGCGAACCGAACUUAUCGAGAUGUUCCUGGACGUCGCGCAGCAUUGCCACGAUAUGCGAAACUAUUCCGCGUCUUGUUUGAUAUCUCUAGCGUGUGACCGACCGAGCGUUUUACCUUUCCUAUCGGGAAUAAAAAUCAGCAGCAAGCAUGAAAAGAUAAAGGCGAUGCUCAGUGAAUUCUAUACAGGAGGGAACAAUCACUUCCGCGCGUACAAAGAUGCUCUGCAGAACUGUCAUUGUGCGGCAUUACCUGGCAUGAUGCUUUUCAUCGGCGAGGUCGCCCGUGGUUGUGGUUCCGGACCUUAUGAAGCUCACCCUCUUGUCCCCGGUUCUCGCCUCAUUAAUCUAAGGCGCUACCGUCCCAUUACGUGGGCCGUGCGAGCAAUGGAAAGAUGCCAUGUGCCCUUCAAAAUUCAACGCGUCGACUACGUGUGCGAUUGGUUUGAGCACGUUCUUGCCCCAUAUCGCGAAGGCACCGAAAUGGAGUGGGAGAACCGUAUCCAUGCUAAAUGUCGCAAGAUGUAGAGGAACACUCAAGAAAAUGGAAAAGAGAAAAAGUCCGCAAUUUGUGAAACAUGCCACUGCCUGAAGUUAAAUUAUCCAAGUAACCAUGACUCGGGGUGUCCAACUCAGCCUAAUUAUACACGUUCUUUCUUCGCUUUCGGAUAUUUUGCAUUUUUUUGUGACGCUGACUUACCACGUUCCUUGGUUGUAUGUAUAACAGAUCAGCAUUCUGAAGACCCACACGAUCAUUCAACUUCAUUGCCACCUCG
Messenger RNA from Pisolithus orientalis, 2725 nucleotides. Its product is annotated as ras guanine nucleotide exchange factor domain-containing protein. Bases 243 to 2477 code for a protein of 744 amino acids. Gene Ontology annotation, cellular component: plasma membrane. The transcript is spliced from 6 exons. The record is from RefSeq and is a predicted model, not a curated record. Gene Ontology annotation, molecular function: guanyl-nucleotide exchange factor activity. Lineage: Eukaryota; Fungi; Basidiomycota; Agaricomycetes; Boletales; Pisolithaceae. Gene Ontology annotation, biological process: positive regulation of GTPase activity; Ras protein signal transduction.